AUGCCCAACCCCCCCAUCCCCAUGGGGUGCUGCCCUCCCCCCAUCACCCCCCUCUCUCUCGCCCCCCCCCCAGCGCCCCCCACGGCCCCCCGCAGCGUGGUGUCGCGGCUGAACGGUUCCGGGGUUCGCCUGGAGUGGAGCACCCCCCGCGACUUGGGGGGUCGCUCCGACUCACCUACGCCGUGGGGUGCCGGGCGUGCCCCGAGCGGGCGCCCCUGCGGCCCCUGCACCCACCUCGCCUUCGCGCCCGGCGCCGCGGGGCUGCGCGGCCGCGGCGUCACCGUCACCGGCCUCCGGCCCUACGUCACCUACACCUUCGCCGUCAGCGCCCGCAACGGCGUCUCCCACCUCAGCCCCCACCCGCCCCCCCGCCGAGGAGGUCAAUGUCACCACCACCAAGGACGUGCCGCUGCCGGUGUACGAUGUGGUCCGGAUCGGGGGGUCCCCCACAGGGGUGACACUGUCGUGGCCGACCCCCCCUCCGGCCCCCCCCGGGAGCAACGUCCUCGACUACGAGGUCAAAUACUACGAGAAGGUGGCGGGGGGCGAGGGCCCCCCCAUGUUUCUGAAGGUGCCGCGCCACGGGCAGAGCUGGGGGGGCUGCGCCGAGGGGGGCUCUAUGGGGUGAGGGUCCGCGCCCGCUCCGAAGCCGGUUACGGGGACUUCGGCCCUGAGACCGCCGUCACCACCCAGGGCGCCGAGGGCUCCCGGGGGGAGCACGGGGGGCUCGUGGCGGGGGCUGCGGCCCUGGGGGGCCUCCUGGUGCUGGCGCUGCUCGCGGGGACCCUGCUCUGCUUCAGGCGCCACAGCCACCGGCACAGGGAGGACGCGGAUCGGCACGGCCACCGCCCCGCCGGGCACGGGGGGAAGCUGUACAUCGACCCCCUGACCUACGAGGACCCCGGGGUGGCCCUCAGGGACUUCGCCCAGGAGAUCGACGUCGCCUGCGUCAAGAUCGAGGAGGUCAUCGGGGCAGGGGAGUUCGGGGAGGUGUGCCGGGGCCGGCUGGCGCUGCCGGGGCGCCCCGAGUCGCCGGUGGCGGUGAAGACGCUGAAGGGGGGCGCGGGGGAGCGGCAGCGCCGGGACUUCCUGGGGGAGGCCGCCCGCAUGGGGCAGUUCGCGCACCCCAACGUGGUGCGGCUGCGGGGGGUGGUGACGGCCAGCGCCCCCGCCAUGAUCCUCACCGAGUUCAUGGAGAACGGCGCCCUCGACGCCUUCCUGCGGGGCCGGGCGGGGGCGCUGGGGCCGCUGCAGCUGGUGGCGAUGCUGCGGGGCAUCGCGGCGGGGAUGCGGUACCUGGCCGAGACGGGCUUCGUGCACCGCGACCUGGCGGCCCGCAACAUCCUGGUGGACGCGCAGCUCGUCUGCAAAGUGUCCGACUUCGGGCUCUCCCGCGCCCUGGACGAGGAGAGCUCGGCCGACCCCACCUACACCAGCUCCCUGGGCGGGAAGAUCCCGAUCCGGUGGACGGCGCCGGAGGCCAUCGCCUUCCGCAAGUUCACCUCGGCCAGCGACGCCUGGAGCUACGGCAUCGUCAUGUGGGAGGUGAUGUCCUUCGGCGAGCGGCCCUACUGGGACAUGUCCAACCAGGACGUGAUCAACGCCAUCGAGCAGGAUUACCGGCUGCCGCCGCCCCCCCGCUGCCCCACGGCGCUGCACCGCCUGAUGCUGGACUGUUGGCAGCGCGACCGCAACGCCCGGCCCCGCUUCCCCGACAUCGUCAGCGCCCUCGACCGCCUCAUCCGCCACCCCGCCACCCUCCGCAUCACCGCCCCCGACGCCCACCGGCCCUCCCCGCCCCAGCUGGCGCAGCGCAGCCCCCCCGCGCCCCCCGGGACCCCCGGGACCCCCUUCGCCUCGGUGGGCGAGUGGCUCCGCACGCUCCAGCUGGGCCGAUACGAGGAGACCUUCAGCAGCGCCGGCGUCACCAGCCUGGAGCUGCUGCCGCGGCUGCGCAGCGAGGACCUGCUACGCAUGGGGGUGACGCUGGCCGGGCACCAGCAGCGGAUCCUCGACAGCGCCCAGAGCCUGCAGAGCCCCCCCAAGGGGGACCCCCACUUCUGAGCCCCGCCCCCGCUGUGGCCCCGCCCCUGACAAGAUGGCUGCCAGGACGCCAUGGACCUGUUCUGAGGGGCUCGGCCCUGCUUGAAUCACCAAGAUCGCUGCCCCAGUAUGGCCGCCAUGCCAAGAUGGCCGCCAUGCCAAGAUGGCCGCCCCAAGAUGGCCGCUGCCCCAGUAUGGCCGCCAUGCCAAGAUGGCCGCCAUGCCCUGUUAUACCAAAGCAUGACUUUUCCCCGUGAUGUCACAGUGACAUCACCAGUGACAUCACCGGCACAGAUGACGUCACCGCUGGCUGCCCACGGACUCCAGGUUGGUGACGUCACCGGGGAGCGAGGCUGUGGGCGGGGCCUGCUGUGUGAUGUCACACCCCGGGGCUCCCGUGGCGUCGCCGCCCGUGACAUCAUCGCCGCGGGGCCGCACCUCCCCGGUGACGUCAUGAGGCCACGGUGAUGUCACAGCUCUUUGGCCCCACCCCUCCCUGUUGUGACCAAAGUGGGUGGGGCUGCGGAGGCCACGCCCAGGGGCGCAUCUUGAGGCGGGGGGGUGGGGUGGGUGGGCGGAGUCUGAGCAGGCGUGGUCCCAAUAGAUGGAGCCCGGGUGGGCGGGGCCCGGGUGGGCGGGGCCCCCCAGGUGCUUUUUAUUAUUUUUAUAUAUUUUGUUUUUUAAACGAUUCUGUUAAUUUAUGGCCCGAAGUCGGAGCCAAUUAAA
Molecule: messenger RNA, 2769 nt
Organism: Phalacrocorax carbo (great cormorant)
Lineage: Eukaryota; Metazoa; Chordata; Aves; Suliformes; Phalacrocoracidae
Source: RefSeq, a predicted model, not a curated record